AUGGACGAAAAUACACUCUUUGCCAUUCGCAAUCUUUUCUACUCUGGAAACUAUAACCAGGUUAUUGCCGACACCACCUCAUCAAGGACGCGUGCUUCAGCUAAUCAAGUCACCAUUCAUCAACUGGACCUUUUCCUCUAUCGUUCACUUAUCGCCAUCAAAGAUUAUAACCGUGUUGCUCAGGAGAUCACUGAGUCUCAUGCAUUGGGUCUUCAGGCUUUGAAAGCUCAAGCUGUAUAUUUAGACGCUGUGCAGUCUGCAGAUGCUACGGGGCGUGAUGCUGCACUGUCACACCUCAGAGAACUUCUCCUUAUCCACUCACCAGAGGAUUCACAGCCAGAAGUUACGGCAUUGGAAGUUAAAGUAGUGGUAGGUCAGGUCUUGGGUGCCGAGGGUCUGGUUGAGGAAGCAUUGACUGUUCUCUUGCCGCAUAACAACCAUCUAGAGAGCGUGGCAGUCGUUGUUCAGAUUUAUCUCCAGAUGAAUCGUCUGGAUCUAGCUAAAAAGGAAGUUGAGGCUUGCAAGUCCUGGGCUGAGGAUGCUAUGUUGGCUCAGUUGAUGGAGGCAUGGGUCGGGCUUCGUGUUGGAGGAGGAGAGCGUUACCAGAAUGCAUAUUAUAUCUAUGAAGAAAUCGCUACUUCAAGCACAUCGCCAACAGUCAAGUCAUUGGUUGGUGAAGCGGUCUGUAACAUUCAAAUGGGUCAAUAUCCAGAGGCUGAAGGGAUCUUACAGGAGGCAUUGGCUAAGGAACCCACCAACACAGAUGCAAUUGUGAACCAAAUCGUCCUCUCAACCCUGCUGAACAAGCCCAUUGAGGAAAUUAACAGCCUUGUCCAACAAUUACAGAGCGUAGCACCUAAUCACAGCUACCUACAAGAUCUAGACCUAAAGUCAAGUCUGUUCGACCGUGCUGCCCAACGCUUUGCUGUCGCUUGA
This is a messenger RNA of Lobosporangium transversale, 936 nucleotides long. Its product is annotated as coatomer epsilon subunit-domain-containing protein. The transcript has 4 exons. Gene Ontology annotation, cellular component: COPI vesicle coat. Gene Ontology annotation, biological process: endoplasmic reticulum to Golgi vesicle-mediated transport; retrograde vesicle-mediated transport, Golgi to endoplasmic reticulum; intra-Golgi vesicle-mediated transport. The record is from RefSeq and is a predicted model, not a curated record. The coding region runs from base 1 to 936 and encodes 311 amino acids. Gene Ontology annotation, molecular function: structural molecule activity; protein binding. NCBI's taxonomy places the organism in Eukaryota, Fungi, Mortierellomycota, Mortierellomycetes, Mortierellales, Mortierellaceae.